This is a messenger RNA of Tupaia belangeri chinensis (Chinese tree shrew), 1742 nucleotides long. It is a transcript of the gene RUNDC3A, whose product is annotated as RUN domain containing 3A. The coding region runs from base 29 to 1315 and encodes 428 amino acids. The transcript is spliced from 11 exons. The record is from RefSeq and is a predicted model, not a curated record. Lineage: Eukaryota; Metazoa; Chordata; Mammalia; Scandentia; Tupaiidae.
GCGGCGGCAGCAGUGGCCGCACAUCUGGAUGGAAGCGAGCUUUGUCCAGACCACCAUGGCUCUGGGGCUGUCCUCCAAGAAAGCGUCUUCCCGUAACGUGGCCGUGGAGCGUAGGAACCUGAUCACCGUGUGCAGGUUCUCUGUGAAAACACUGCUGGAGAAGUACACGGCGGAGCCCAUCGACGACUCCUCCGAGGAGUUUGUAAAUUUCGCGGCCAUUUUGGAGCAGAUCCUCAGUCACCGUUUCAAAGCCUGUGCCCCAGCAGGUCCAGUGAGCUGGUUCAGCUCAGACGGCCAGCGGGGCUUCUGGGACUACAUCCGCCUGGCCUGCAGCAAAGUGCCCAACAACUGUGUGAGCAGCAUUGAGAACAUGGAGAACAUCAGCACAGCCCGGGCCAAGGGCCGGGCAUGGAUCCGGGUGGCACUGAUGGAGAAGCGCAUGUCGGAGUACAUCACCACGGCCCUGCGGGACACGCGGACCACCAGACGGUUCUAUGACUCUGGAGCCAUUAUGCUAAGGGAGGAAGCCACUGUCCUCACCGGGAUGCUGAUCGGAUUGAGCGCCAUCGACUUCAGCUUCUGCCUAAAGGGCGAAGUCCUGGACGGGAAGACCCCCGUGGUCAUCGAUUACACGCCCUACCUGAAGUUCACGCAGAGCAGCACGAGCGAGGACAACUCGCCCGAGCACCCGUACCUGCCGCUCGUCACCGACGAGGACAGCUGGUACAGCAAAUGGCACAAGAUGGAGCAGAAGUUCCGCAUCGUCUAUGCGCAGAAGGGCUACCUGGAGGAGCUGGUGCGUCUGCGCGAGGCGCAGCUGCACGACACGGAGAACCGGGGGCUGCAGCUGCAGCUGGAGGAAGCGGCUGCGCAGAACCAGCGCGAGAAGCGGGAGCUGGAAGGCGUGAUCCUGGAGCUGCAGGAGCAGCUGACAGGUCUGAUCCCUGGCGACCACGCCCCCUUGGUCCAGGGUUCCAAGGAGCUCACCACGCCCCUGGUCAACCAAUGGCCCUCACUGGGAACGCUCCAUGGGGCUGAGGGCGCCAACUCCAAGCUCUACCGGAGACACAGCUUCAUGAGCACGGAGCCGCUGUCAGCCGAGGCCAGUCUGAGCUCAGACUCCCAGCGCCUGGGAGAGGGCAAGCGGGACGAGGAGCCCUGGGGCCCCAUUGGGAAGGACCCCACGCCCUCCAUGCUGGGCCUCUGCGGCUCUCUGGCCUCCAUCCCCAGCUGCAAGUCCCUGGCGAGCUUCAAAUCCAACGAGUGCCUGGUGAGCGACAGUCCCGAGGGCAGCCCAGCACUGAGCCCCAGCUGAGGAGCGGCGUGGGCAGUGCGUCCCACCUGCCAGGGGCCACGGACACCUGCCACCUUUCAAGAGCCCCUAAUCCAGGCCACCCUUCCAGAGAACGCUGCCCACCAGCCAGGCUUCCUUGGAAAGGACAAGCCCCGCCUUUGCCGGUGCAGCCUCCUGCCUGGCAGCACAGCUGCAAGGGGACGCUGAUGGGCCAAGGCAGGGGCCCCAGAAGCCUGCUCUGCCUGCUGACCCCAUGCCUGGCCAGCUCCCUCUGGUCUCUCCCUCACUCAUCCCCCCUCAGGUGCCGGCUGCCCAGCCCCAGCACCCCCACUUUCUACGCCUCUCCUGUGUAUCCCCUGGACUCACUCCCUCCUCAGCCCCCAGGGUAUGGGCUCUAUGGGGAUCAGGCAAAUAAAAACCAGAGGACUGAGAGCAGCCUGGUUUUUGG